AGGAGAACUCCACUGACUUUGCCUCAAGAAGAAGUCUCCUCCAAUUGGGGGGAAAUGUAGGAAAGCAACUCCCGUCGCUUCCACGUUUUCCCAAACCGAACCGGCGAAAUCCGACAAAGAACAGUUGAAUUUCCGCCCCACGAGCCUGUCUGAACCGCAAAACUGGCCAAAGAAUCUCUUCUUCUUCUUCUUCUUCCUUAAUCUCCACUCCAUCCCUUUUCAACUACCAAAAAAGUGGCACGUAAUCGAAGGGAAAGAAAACAACAGCCAAGCUGCUUCCAAAGAAGAAGAGCGCCCUUUUUCCCUUUCUUCGCAUGUCAGGGAGGGAUCACCGGCGACAUGCCGCGGCGGCCUCCGGCGGCCGGAGGAGGAGGCCGCCGCAGCCCUCGCCCCGCCGGGCUCACGCCGCUCGAAGGACUCCGUUCAAGCGGUCGGAGCCGGCGAGGAGGCUCCGGAGGUGCUAUUCCGAGCCCGCGUUGUGGAGCAGCGCGGAAGAUCUGGUCGGGGACGGCGGUGGCGGCCCCCCGGGGGAUCUGAGGCAGAGCGCGAGCUCGAAUGACGGGACUCUGUUCAGCCCCCUGAGCUGCACGGAUGUGCUCGCCUCGUCUUAUUCUUUGAUGGGUAGCGCUUCUCCCGGCAGAUUGGAGGGAUACAAUAAGGAAGCCAAGGUGGUGGUCAAUGUGACAAUCGAAGGGAGUCCGGGGCCUAUCAGGAUGAUGGCCAAAUUGGGUUCCAGUGUGGAGGACACAAUCAAGCUCGUUAUGAAGAAGUAUAAGGAAGAAGGGCGAAUGCCUAAGAUUGAUUGUGAUCAGUUGACCGGCUUCGAGCUGCACCAUUCCUAUUUCAGCCUUCAGAGUCUGGAUAAAUCAGAGCUUCUUGGGGACGUGGGCAGCCGAAGCUUUUAUCUGCGAAGAGCCGCUGCUGGUCUCAGUAACAACGGAUUCUCGGCUUCUUUUGUGUCCGAUAAAGCAGUACCAGUGAGGACCGUCUCUCCACCGAGCCCGCCUCCCAUGUUCUUGUUCACAACUUUCAUAGCUCGAAAGCUCGCGAAAAUCAUGAGGCGGGCUCAUAAGCUCUGGCGAAUCAUCAUCUGCUCACAACAAGACUAACCCUCGAUGUGCUUCCAGGGUCGGGCGGCAUAAAUUUUUUUGCCUCAUGCUGCUCUAACGGCUAUCGUUCAUUCGAUUCGACCUCUCGUAAUUCAGAGUUUUUACCAGCUCCUCAGAUGGUGUCCUCUGGUUCAACUUGCGAGCGAUGCCGUCUGGUUUGAGCGUUGAUUCAGCGUAUUGGGUAUAUACAUAACAAGGUGGAUGCAUUCAUUGCAUCGUAUAGCUAAAGCGUGUGAGAGUCCGCCGUAUUUAUUAUGAUGGUGGACGGGAGUGAAAUGGUGGGGCGGGUUUUGCAGGGACUAAGUUAGAUGAACUUCAAUGUAUUGUAUUAAUGUAUAUAAUGUCUUUUCACGAGAGAUGUGAAAAGAAAUAUUGGAAAAGGAGGAAACUUUAUAUUAUGCUCCUGAACCGAGGAAUUCUUUUUGUUA
Messenger RNA from Eucalyptus grandis, 1537 nucleotides. RefSeq lists its product as uncharacterized. Bases 315 to 1109 code for a protein of 264 amino acids. The transcript is spliced from 3 exons. NCBI's taxonomy places the organism in Eukaryota, Viridiplantae, Streptophyta, Magnoliopsida, Myrtales, Myrtaceae. The record is from RefSeq and is a predicted model, not a curated record.